UCUGUUGGCCUACCCUCCCAGUCAGAAGCCAUUGUACAACCACACAGAGUACUCGGCCGCAGAAACAAAUACUGUAAUUACGUGUUUAAUUGUUUUUAAUCCGAGAGAAACCCGAGCAGCAUAAUUGUAGAUUUAAACAGUAAAACAAAGUCUAUUGUCGAGGAAGUCAAGAAAAACAGGUCGAACGACGACUGUAUUUUCCAUCCGGGACGUUAAGCUUGGCUGAGGGAUUCAACCGACUUCAGUGUAGACAUCGGAAGAGGAAAAGCCGCCGUCUAAUUCCGCCCCAGUGGUUCAUUUCCUCCAGAUAUCUUCAUUUUACAGUCCGUGCUUGGCUUUUCUCUUAGGUCUGUGCCCUAAUUUAGAUGGCAAGCUUCCCAGACUCUGUAAACGAAAAUGAUAUAGGUAAGGCUAAGUUCAUCGGUGAACUCCUGGUGCCUGUUGCUCCCUUUGACCAGAAGUCUGGGCGCGAGGCUUGGACAGUAGCCUUUGCACCGAAUGGUUCCUACUUUGCUUGGUCUCAGGGGCAUCGCAUUGUCAGGCUCAUUCCUUGGACAAAAUGCCUGAAGAACUUUUCAGUGGGCCCUGGUGGAGAGGGCACCAAUGCCUCAAGCCCCCGGCAUUUGUCUCGUCAGAACAGCGACGGAGGCCAGGUAAUCCCAGCGGCUGGUGAGCCCCGUGAACACACCAUUGACUGUGGUGACAUCGUCUGGGGUUUGGCCUUCGGUUCCUCUGUGCCAGAGAAGCAGAGCCGCUGCGUCAACAUAGAGUGGCACCGCUUCAAGUUCGGUCAGGACCAGCUGCUCCUGGCAACAGGCCUCAACAAUGGUCGCAUCAAGAUCUGGGAUGUUUACACUGGAAAACUGUUGCUGAAUCUGAUGGACCAUACUGAUGUAGUGCGAGACUUGACCUUUGCUCCUGAUGGCAGCCUCAUGCUGGUCUCGGCAUCCAGAGACAAGACCCUCCGCGUAUGGGACCUCAAAGAUGAUGGUAACAUGGUGAAGGUUUUGCGGGGGCAUCAGAACUGGGUGUACUGCAGCGCCUUCUCCCCUGACUCCUCCAUCCUGUGCUCAGUUGGCGCAGGCAAAGCAGUGUUCCUAUGGAACAUGGAUAAGUUGACAUUGAUCCAGAAGCUGGAGGGGCACCACAAUGAUGUGGUGUCUUGUGAGUUUUCACCAGAUGGGGCGCUGCUGGCAACUGCCUCGUAUGACACCCGGGUCAUUGUGUGGGACCACCACAAGGCCACUAUCCUGCUGGAACUGGGCCAUCUCUUUCCUCCUCCAUCACCUAUUUUUGCUGGAGGGGCAAAUGACCGCUGGGUUCGCUCUGUGAGCUUCUGCCCUGACGGCCGCCACAUUGCCAGCAUUACUGACGACAGGCUGGUUCGUUUCUGGAGCAUAGAGGAAAGGGCUCCUCAGGCCAUUGCCUCUGUCUCUAAUGGCCUCUGCUGUGCCUUCUCUGCUGAAGGAAGUGUCCUUGCUGCUGGAACUCGUGAUGGUAGUCUGCACUUCUGGGAGUGUCCUCGUAGCGUUGCCAGUCUGCAACACAUGUGUAGGAUGGCUGUUCGCAGGGUGAUUACCACCCAGCAGGUGGAGGCCUUGGCCAUUCCCACACCGCUCCGUGACUAUCUAACCUACAAAGUCAUCUAAUUCCCCCAUCAACCCCCAGCACCAGCUGACUCCACAGCACCUGCUGCAGUAGCAGCAUGCUGGAAAACCAAUGAAUCCCUUUUGUUUUUGUUUUUUUCUCAUAGAACUUUGGUUGCACAAGUGAUCAGGACAGGAGGAAAAGUGUUAAGUUUUACUGAAACCCCAGAGCCAUGUGUUGUCUCAAACCCCCCCCACAUCCACUUAAAGCAGGAUAUUGUGUUUGGACAUAUUUAUUUUUCUAAGUGCUUUAGUAAAUAGUGUGCUGGGCCCAGCGCACCAUCCAUACCUGUGAGGUCAAUUUUUUCUGGGGCCUUUUGUCCCUGCUGUCAUAUCAGUGUGGUACCUGUAAGUGUUCAGCUCCUCUUCCAGCUGGUUCUCUCCACUAGGUUCAGUAAAUCCUUCAGCUUUUCCUCCAAAUUGAAAUGGCUGUUGCACUUAAUGUGAGAAGCUUUGUGGUGAUGCUUGCUCUUAAUGUUGGGUUUGUCAGUGGGUGAGCUAAAGGAAGAGACUCGUGGGAGGUUUAAAGGAUGCAGGAUUUUGAAGGCCAAUACUCAGAUCUGUGAACUACUGAUGCUGUGGAUGUAUAUUCUCUUUACAUUACAUUAUUGUCAGGGCAUAGAAGAAAAACAAAAUCCGGCAGGUAUAUUUCUCUGAAACGGAAUUUGCACGGCCAUGGCACACUUGUUCACUCACCAGAAACAGCUAGCUACUUCAUUAGCUGGUCAGCUUGCAUGUUAACCAACUCCACUAUAAAUACCCCAAUAGGAACUCAUUACAGAUAUAUUGGUUAUUGUCGGCAGAUUAAUGAAAACCAUAUUUGAAAUAUGGAAAUGCCAAAGAUAUUUUUUAAAGUGGUUUCACCAUUCUGUAGUUUGUCCAGCUUGAAGUUCAUUUUUCAACUGCAAGUUGUCCCGCCCAGUACAUUCCUUGUUAGAAACACAAAUUUAAGGGAGCCAUGUCAGUGUUUGUUGUAGGUUGAGCAAAAAAAAGAAUAUUGGGUGAUUAUAUAAUUAUAAUUGAGAUUUUUUAAAACUCUGAAAUAUCAAUAUAGGUAUUGGCCUCAAAAAUCAUGUAUCAGCUGUGCUAUACAUUUCCCCCUCUGUUUAAAACUGAGAAAUUGUGAGUGAGUAAGUGAGUGAGUAAGUGAGUGAGUAAGUGAGUGAGUGAGUAAGUGAGUGAGUAAGUGAGUGAGUGAGUGAACCACCCUUCUCUGCCCUCUGGAGCAGUAUAAAGCCUUGAGACCAAUGUUUAAUGAUUUCAUACUAAAGCAAAGCGUCUAUGCCACUUAACUGCUACCUAUAUUUGAUCUUGUACAAAGACCUGUAUACAUGUUCCGUGUCAUAUCUGUGUGUAUAUACAAAAUUGUAUAAUGUCUAUAAACAUAUCAGUUUUAAGAAUUUUUCUCACUUUAUUUUGUCAUUUAUAUCCUUCUGUUAAACAUUUGUAUUUUUGUAUUUUGUUCUCCUUUUAAAUGUGAAAAUGUAUAUGAAUAACUACACGUCUUACUGCUUCAGCCCAGAAUGUUAGGUGCAUUUUCUUCCUUUUCCCUGUUGCACUUGUUUGCUGUCUGUAAAAAUUACAAUAAGCAUUUUCAGAAACCCUGAACCUAAUCCAAAGCAACUGACCAAUCACCUGCUAGUCUGUCAUUCGGUGUUAAAGGUCCAGUGUGUAACAUUUAGGAGGAUCUAUUGACGGAAAUGGAACAUAAUAUUUAUAGGUAUGUUUUCAUCCGUGUAUAAUCACUUAAAAAUGAAAAUUGUGCUUUUGUUAACUUAGAAUGAGUAGUUUUUACAGGGUCCUCUUCUAUGGAGUCCGCCAUGUUUCUACAAUAGCCAAAAACAGACAAAGCAAACACUGGAUCUAGAUAGGGCUUUGUUUUUAUGUUUUUCACGAGUUUUGUGGCCACCAUAGUUUCUCCGAAGCUCUUGGAAGGUUGAGCUGUAUUCAUUUGGUUACUAGAUGCCACUAAAUCCCACACACUGGUCCUUCAAAGACUUCAUGUUCAUUGAACUCCUGAUAGAAAGAAUAUGCACAUGAUAAUCCAAAAUCUUAGAAUCUUCAACAUCUUGAUUGUCAUUUUCAGUUUUUACGUUGGUGAGAAGAGAUGUGAAGAAGGGAAAGUGAGCUUUUAGUGUUUUCCUGUUUGCGUCUCUGUAGGAAGGCGGGUGCAACCUUGACGGGUUUGAAAUGCGUGAUGUUUGUAUAUCUGUAACCAUUGUGAUUGGAAAAACACAGUCCUGCCUCAGUGAGAUGCAGUAUAGCGGUAAAUAUAUCAAAUAUAUAUGAAUGUAUAAAAUUUCAGCAAUUUUCUUGUACAUGUGUGUGUUUGUAGUUUCAAUAAAGGCUUUUUGACAAGAUAA
This is a messenger RNA of Dicentrarchus labrax (European seabass), 4009 nucleotides long. RefSeq names its product WD repeat and SOCS box containing 1 (gene wsb1). The coding region runs from base 366 to 1649 and encodes 427 amino acids. Gene Ontology annotation, molecular function: protein binding. The record is from RefSeq and is a predicted model, not a curated record. Gene Ontology annotation, biological process: intracellular signal transduction. The transcript has 9 exons. NCBI's taxonomy places the organism in Eukaryota, Metazoa, Chordata, Actinopteri, Moronidae.